This is a messenger RNA of Penicillium manginii, 1176 nucleotides long. RefSeq names its product AIM24 family protein. Gene Ontology annotation, cellular component: mitochondrial inner membrane. The transcript is spliced from 7 exons. The record is from RefSeq and is a predicted model, not a curated record. Gene Ontology annotation, biological process: inner mitochondrial membrane organization. NCBI's taxonomy places the organism in Eukaryota, Fungi, Ascomycota, Eurotiomycetes, Eurotiales, Aspergillaceae. Bases 1 to 1176 code for a protein of 391 amino acids.
AUGCGUCCAGUCCUCCAGCGAGGUGUUCGGACUCUGUCUUGGACUCGAGUUGUCCCUCGUGCCUCCCGACACGCGAGAUGUAUCCAGAUUCGCGCGACUCCCUCUGAAGAGCCGACGGUCAACGGGGACCACUUACCCCUCGCCAACACGCCCAGCUCGGCGGAAUCUCGAGAUGCCCGGUUUGAUGUCGUCGGUGCACCAUAUUCGCUCCUUUCGGUCUCCCUCUCGCCCUCGCAAAACCUAUACACGCGCCGUGGAACUCUGGUCGGAUUGAGUGGAAAGGCAGACAAUGUGGUUUCAACGUUGAGCGUUCUAGAACCCUUCCGCAGGGCUGUUGUCGGCACCCCAUUCCUGUAUCAGAAGGUCUCUUCGGCGAGCCCAGUCACAGCCCUCAUUUCCGUUCGGUCUCCAAAUACCUCCUUCGCUGUGGUGAAUCUUAAUGGAUCUGUGGAUUGGAUGGUCGCCCAGCGGCGUGCAUUGCUGGCAUGGACGGGCCGGUCUUUGUUCAUUAAGCCAACAAUUAACACUAGCCUGAGCUUGUCUCACUGGGGUAGUUCCGAAAUCACCGGGCGAGGAUUGAUGGCGCUUGUUGGAAACGGCCAGAUAUACUCCGUCGAUUUAAAAGAUGGCGAGCAGUAUAUUGCCCAUCCUAGCAAUGUCGUUGCCUACACCAUGUCCUCGAACCCACCUCGGCCUUACCGUUUCAGGUCCACAACCCUGAACUUCCAAGUUCCAGGCCUGAAGACCCUGCCUAGACUUCUGCAGGGUAACAAAUUCAUUCGCGAUGUGUCUGACUCGAAGGCAUGGAAGAACACCAUGGGCUUCCUUCACAAGCUUCGAACAUGGUCUCGAAUGACCAUCUGGGGAGAUAGGCUCUUCCUUCAAUUCGAUGGACCCGCGACUGUUCUCGUUCAGUCCCGCGGACCUCGCGUGAAUGAUAUUCUGUCCAGCCGCGAAGUCAACGAAAUCGCCGACUCUCCUCGAGGACUGACUCGCUCUCCUCAGCAGGUUGAAUCAAGGAAAGAGGCGGAGGCAGCCGUCAACGGUGUCCCAGAGAUCGCUCAGUCAGUCGAGAACCUGAACCAGGAGAUUGCGGGAAUCAGCCAAAGCAUCGCCAAGAUCCGCAAGGACGGCAAGGUUGAGGCCGAAGAGGUCAGCCACACCAAGGCCAUCUAA